GGAGCCGCUCGAAGCACGAGCGCAGAAACCUUGGUGACGCAGAGAAACAAGUUACUCAGUAACGCUUUGAUUUUUCAAGAAAUUGAUUAAUAUUAUUAGUAGAAUAUAUAGAUAUAUAUAUAUUUUAAAAAAACCCGCUUCGUGACACCGUAAACUCAGUUUGUGAGAAGAUCAUCAAGUUUUGACAUGCGCUUUGACUACCUCGUAUCUUCAUGUCAAGUUGCUUUGACGUUAGCUUAGCUUAGCUAGCUACAAGUCGCGUCAACUCUUACUACCUUGCACACUAUUUAUUUAUUAUUUUUUUUGGUCAGUUACCUGUCUGUACGAACCGCUCCGAAGCCAUGACGGGUAGAGAAGAGGAAUAUGACUAUCUUUUCAAAGUGGUGCUAAUCGGAGACUCUGGAGUCGGGAAGAGCAACCUGCUGUCCCGCUUCACGCGGAACGAGUUCAACCUGGAGAGCAAGAGCACCAUCGGUGUGGAGUUCGCCACUCGCAGCAUUCACGUAGAGGGCAAGACGAUCAAAGCCCAGAUCUGGGACACCGCAGGCCAGGAGCGGUACCGUGCCAUCACCUCAGCGUACUACCGCGGUGCAGUCGGCGCUCUCCUGGUGUACGACAUCGCCAAGCACUUGACGUAUGAAAAUGCCGAGCGCUGGCUGAAAGAGCUGCAGGACCACGCCGACAGCAACAUCGUCAUCAUGCUGGUGGGCAACAAGAGCGACCUGCGCCACCUACGGGCCGUGCCUACGGACGAGGCCAAGGCUUUCUCAGAGAAACACGGGCUUUCCUUCCUCGAGACUUCUGCUUUGGACUCCUCUAACGUAGAGCUCGCCUUCCAGACCAUUCUCACAGCAAUCUACCGCAUCGUGUCUCAGAGGCAAAUUUCGGGGCGCGGCGACAGCGACUUCUCCCCCAACUCCAAAGUCGUGCCCAUCACGGUGCAGCCCACACAGAGCUCGGCCAAGCAAGGCGCCUGCUGCCAGAACAACUAAGCAGCCGCCGUAGCACAAUGGGAUUAUGGGUAAAAACCGACAUAAGGCUGACCAAGGGGGGGUUGCAAAGUUUGUUUGUCAAGCACAUUAAGACCACCCCCCAUCCCCCCCCCCCCCCCCCCCCCAUAACACAUGCAGUAGGCUUUAUCGGCUAAGCCCUAGUUCAACAAGUUAAGCUUUAUCAUAGGGACCAAAGUGAAAAAGAUUUGUUUUGUUUUGUUUUUCUCCACAGACUGAUUUAAUGUCUUUUUUUUUAUUAUUAUUAUUUUUUUUACGCUAACUAGAAACGGCAUUGCUGAAGUAACGAUUCAUGUCACCGGCUAGUGCUUAGAACGUGCUCAAGCCUAUGCAGAUGGAAAGAGGGUGCUACAAUGAAAUGAUGUCUAUUUUAACCACUACGCACUGUUUAGGUCUAGUUUUUAUCAAACGGUCUCCUGGAGGAAGCGAACUCCUGUUUUGUUUUGUUUUUUCUCAGUGGAUCCUUGGGGGAACAAAAAUCGACUUAAUCUCUGUGUCUGCUGCGUCUGCCUGUAUUGUUGAUUUGUACGAUGACUCAAGUAGAGAAAAAAAAAAGAACCCCUCUAUUUAUUUGAUGUAUUGAAAUAUCUGAGAUGACACUGUUGAGCUCACAUCCUGAUAGCCUGUGGAAUUUUUUUUUUUUAUUAUUAUUUUUUUUUUUUUAGCACGUGUUUUAUUUAGAUGGUGUUUGUUGGUCUGUUUGAUAUUUAAGGGUUGAGUUAACUGUAUUUUCUCCAGGGUUGAGUAAAGAGUAACAUGAAUUAA
Messenger RNA from Ictalurus punctatus (channel catfish), 1775 nucleotides. It is a transcript of the gene rab11al, whose product is annotated as RAB11a, member RAS oncogene family, like. Gene Ontology annotation, molecular function: GTP binding; GTPase activity. The coding region runs from base 342 to 992 and encodes 216 amino acids. The record is from RefSeq and is a predicted model, not a curated record. The transcript is spliced from 5 exons. NCBI's taxonomy places the organism in Eukaryota, Metazoa, Chordata, Actinopteri, Siluriformes, Ictaluridae. Gene Ontology annotation, biological process: melanosome transport; exocytosis; neurotransmitter receptor transport, endosome to postsynaptic membrane. Gene Ontology annotation, cellular component: axon; transport vesicle; postsynaptic recycling endosome.